This is a messenger RNA of Spinacia oleracea (spinach), 3324 nucleotides long. RefSeq lists its product as uncharacterized. The transcript has 2 exons. The coding region runs from base 352 to 2466 and encodes 704 amino acids. NCBI's taxonomy places the organism in Eukaryota, Viridiplantae, Streptophyta, Magnoliopsida, Caryophyllales, Amaranthaceae. The record is from RefSeq and is a predicted model, not a curated record.
AAACAUCAUCUAAGGACAAGCAAAACCCAUACCCUCCACAUUUUUCUCUUUGCAUUUUACAUAAUUAAAUUAGAUUAAAAUUACCCUAAAAAAUUGGGAAUUUUUUGGGGAAUUGAAAGAACAAAAUAGGGGCAAAUAGAGGAAAGCAUAAACAACCGUCAAUGGAGGUCCUUAAUAUCCAUGUUCAUGGCGUAUUUUGAUUCAAACACAUACGAACUUCGUAUUUGUAAGUCGUAGUAUUGCUUCUUCCAGGGUUAUGCUGUCAAAUUGAGAUUCAGAAGUUGCUGGAUUUGGAUGAUACUUUUGCAUAUACAUUGAGUCUUGUGUUGAAUAAGGGUCAAAUAAUUGUCAAUGGAGUGCAACAAAGAUGAUGCAAUCAAGGCUAGAGAGAUUGCAGAGAGGAAGUUUAUUGCAAAGGACUUAUCAGGAGCCAAGAAAUUUGCUCUCAAAGCCCAGAAUUUGUAUCCUGGACUCGAGGGAAUUUCGCAGAUGUUGGCGACACUUAACGUGUAUGCCUGUGCAGAAAAUCCAGUUUUAGGGGAUGCAGAUUUUUACGGUGUUCUCGGUGUAUCCCAACAAGCAGACGAUGAUACGAUUAGGAGACAGUACAGAAAGCUCGCUCUUAUGCUUCACCCCGACAAAAACAAAUCUAUUGGAGCAGAGGGGGCUUUUAAGCUAAUUUCAGAAUCAUGGACCGUUUUAUCGAACAAGAUUCAGAGAUCUGCAUAUGAUUCGAGAAGAAACUGGGGUUUUUCGCAGAGACCUAAACCUCCUCCUUCGUCACAGGGUUCAUCUGGGUUUUACAACUUUGCCAAAGCUAGUACCAUGUCUAAUCCCGAAGUUAAUAAGAAAACCUCCCAUCAAAACGGCUCUUCAUUUCCCGGUUCAUCAUCUAAGGAGGCAAAUCAGAAUACUUUCUGGACUGUCUGCCAUAGAUGUAAGAUGCAGUAUGAGUACCUUAGAAGUUAUCUUAAUCAUAAUUUGGUCUGUCCCAAUUGUCGAAAGCCAUUUUUCGCCAUAGAGAUACCCCCACCUGAUUCAGAUGGUCCCGGAUCGUCAAAACCACAGGAUGGUUUCAAACAUUGGCGAAACCCUCAACAGGAAGGUAAAAACACGAGCAGUCAUAAUAAUGCUGGUUAUAAUAACACAGACAAUUUUCAGUGGGCACCGUUUUCAGGAGCGGCUGGUGUUUCAUCUGUUUCUCAAGCUGCAAAUGUGGUUCAACAGACGUAUGAGAAGGUUAAAAGAGUGCGCGAGGAAGCACAGGCUGCCAGAAAACGAGAGAAGGCCACGAAAAGAAAAAACGGAGAUGUGAUUGGUUCCUCUAUUGAUAAAAAGAAAAGAGUUAGUGAUGAUUUCAGUAUGAACAAUAAUCAAAUGGGCCUUGGAGUUAGUGCUGGAUUUUCCAUAAUACCACCACUCGGGCACGGGCCAAUUUAUGCAAGUAGAUUCAGAAAACUCAACAGUACCAGGGAGCUAACUCAGAGUGAAUUGCGCAGCAUAUUGAUACAUAAGGCUAGGAAAGAAAUUGUUACCAAAAUAAGUGAGUGGAAGUCUGCUAGUAUUACUGGCACUUCUGUUCAAAUAACUGAGAAAACUACUGAGAAAUCAUCUUAUGACAAGAAGAAUAGGCACGAGAACGGGGUGGUAAAUGGUGCCGAAUCUAGUAAGACAGCAAAGGAGGAGGUCUUAGAUCGACUCUCAAUCCCGGUUCCUGAUCCAGAUUUCUAUGAUUUUGACAAGGAAAGGACUGAAAAGGCCUUUGGAGAGAAUCAGGUGUGGGCUGCAUAUGACAAUGAUGAUGGAAUGCCUCGAUUCUAUGCUAUGGUCCAUAGUGUAAUCUCCCGUGAUCCAUUCAUGGUACGGAUCAGUUGGCUUAAUUCAAAAACAAAUACAGAACUUAGUCCUUUAAAUUGGGUUGGGUCUGGUUUCUCAAAAACUUGUGGAGAUUUUCGAGUUGGACGGCAUGAGACAUAUGAUGGUGGUCUGAAUUGCUUUUCACAUAAAGUUAGGUGGACGAAAGGUACACGUGGAGCUAUUUGUAUCUUUCCAAGGAAGGGGGAUGUGUGGGCACUGUAUAGAAAUUGGUCUCCAGAUUGGGAUGAACUCACUGAUGAUGAUGUGAUACACAAGUAUGACAUGGUAGAAGUGUUAGAAGAUUAUGAUGAGGAGAUAGGCGUUGUAGUCAUACCGUUAGUCAAAGUUGCUGGUUUCAAGGCCGUGUUUCAUCAUCAUUUGGACUCAAAACAAGUGAGAAGGAUCCCUAAAGAGGAGAUCUUUCGGUUUUCUUAUCAGCUUCCUUCUCACUUGCUUUCGGGUCAAGAAGCUCCUAAUGCUCCUACGGGUUGUCGGGAGCUUGACCCGGCUGCCCUUCCACCUGAAUUUCUUCAGUUGAUAGCUGACGUAGAGGAUGUAGAUACUGUGGAAAAUCCUCAGGUGACCAAGGUUUCGGUUGGUAAGGUGUAACGAUUUUCCCCCCUUUUCUAUCAUUUUACGGUGUUUGGUUUGGGAAGAAAUGAAAAGUAAUUUUCCAUAACUCCCUCAAAGGUGGAAAAACAUUUUCCAUACUUUUCCAUCUUUCCUCCUUACCAUCUACCUUCUUCCUAUCAAUCUUCACCCCGUUUUCCUUUUUCUAUUACUUUUCUUGUAAGGAACCAAACAAAAGAAAACUAGUUUGGAAUUGUGUUUCUCCUUGAAAAAAGUUUUCCAUGGAAAAAUCAUUUUUCAUUGAAAACGUUUUACGUCAAACCAAACGGGGCCUAACACAGUGAAAGUUGUAGAUGUUGAUGGCAUGCAUAAUACUGCAGAAACUAAGGAUCAUAUUCCCAGCAGUACAAAAACACCAUAGAAAGUCGACAUUGUAGAAGAAACAAAGUAAACUCGAUCAGCUGAGACAUGACAGUGAAGAAUGAAGACUCGAGAUAAUUCAAUUUCUUGAUUUGUCUGCAUGGAAAGUGAACUGCAUUUGAUCUCUUCCCAGAAAAUUUGUUCAGAAUUGAUUUAUAGUUCUACUUAUCUUGCUGAGUUCUUGGCACCAUGCAGAAGAUUGCAGUCUUGUACUUUCAGCAAGUGAGAUUGAAGAACUGCUUCUGUCAAAGUAUGUUCAGUUGUUCACAGGUUUCUGACAUAACUUGGCAAUAACCGAGUUUGGGGCUCCGUGUAAAACACCAUAAGGCCUGUAUAUAUACGAGUCACCCCCAAUUAGCAGGUAGCUGAUGUUCUCGUUACAAUUUUACAGUAAAACUGUUGUAAAGUAGGAUUUUUUAUUCAUAAACAUCAGUUGUGUUCUUGGUUUUAUAAUGAAGUGGAUUUCAAUUUUUCAAA